AAAACUAUGAAACAACAUCGAGUUUUACAUUUUUGCAAUAUGAACAAAAACAUGCUGGGUUAGACAUGUUUUUUCAGAGCGUUGAAAUGAAAUACUGUAAGCAUUGUUUGUCUCUUACAGGGAGUAUUUUUAGGUGCAAUAAUCUUAAAAAUAUUCGACUUUAAUGGUCAUGAUUAUGUCUAGUCUAUGUGUGUGUGUGUGUGUGUGUGUGAAAAUGUGGGGGUGUUAUUAUGAGGGCGGGGCUUAAUGACGUGGUCGCGGUUGCAGUGUAGCUAAUGUAACUGCAGACGGAGCAGCUGGAGGAUGGAGCAGAGACCGGAGAGAGGGAUGUCUCACAUCGCGGACAGACACAUCUGAAAUAUCACUGCCACAAUUAAGGACCCUGCCCUGAAAUUACACCCAGACUGCGGCUUUUUCUUUUUCUUCUUUUUUUUCUUCUAUUUUUACGAUCAUAUAACCGCUGACACAUGCGCACAAGCCCAUUUCACACCUCUGCCUGUCAACACACCGGCUUCGACUGUUUUGCUGAAGAAACCCCCGCUGAAAAUCUAUCCGUGAAAUUUAUUUUUCGCGAGAUUUGAGAGGAACACACCUUUAGCUGGACUGUCCUGUCAGUGGCUCCCUCAACAUGGAUGAAGACAAUCACGGUGAGACGGUUUUUCCAUUUCCACAUUGGUUUCCUCUCCCCCCUCGCGACCCGUCUGCACGGAUGGAUUGAUGCAUGUUGUGUAUAUCAGGGAGAUUUUACACGUUGUUCCCUUCAGACCGAGGCUGUACCUUAUAAAACAACUAGUGUCUCUUGUCAUGAUUUAUUAUAACCUUAAAAAGAAGCCAGCACGCCUGGGAACAAGAGUGCAAACUCGCAGGUGAGACAGAGUCUGGCUGUCCCAUGCAGAAACAAACGUGUCCAGAAACGCUCAAGUCAUGGUCCAGAUCAAGAAGACAAAAACUCUGCAAAUUUGAUCAUGCAUGCACCAUCUCCAUCUGUUUGAUGUCCUGCUUAGGCUUUGAAGUUGCUCUCACUAUCUCUCUGCGCUGCUGGAAGCCUCUAAACUGGUGCAAAUUGAUAAGAAAUCUCUCUGGCAGCCUUCCAUAUGGAGGAUAAACCAAGCGGGGACCUACUUCCUCUUGAAAACAUGUCAAUUGUAAGGAAGAUACUCCUCUGUUUAGAAAUAUCAGGGAUGCAACCAAUUUAGAGCAUGAUGCUUUUUUAAAAACUAUAUAAAGUAUAAUAAAUGCAUUGAUGAACUGAGAUAAGACUAUUGAACUAUAAAUAGAGGUUAACUUUAAGGAAAUGUAGAGUUUAGGUGAAGAGUCACUCAACCCGAAAGGCAUGCAUGUAGUGCCAUAGACCUGUGUUUUUUUAUUGAGUGAUAAACCUGAGUAAAAUGAACCCGUGCAGCUGCAAGUCUGACACAGAAAACAGCCCGCAUGGCUGCAGCUCACAGUCCCCUAUCAGGUCUUAUAUAUGAUAGCGAAGUUGAAACACACGCAUGCAGUUUGCUCCCGAGCAGAUAAUCCAAACUGCCUCAUGGGCUCAAAGCCUUGAAGGCAGUAUGGUGUAAACAAAUGGUUAUAGCCUGAUAAGAGUUUGUCGGUUAAACUGUGAGAGAUUAGCAGAGAGCCUCAUCUGGAUGUCCACUUUUUUACACAUGUCUGAAGAGUGUGAAUGUGCACCAACUAUGUACCCAGAAAGACCCAGUUAGACUUUUCACACUACUCAUACUGUUUUUGUCUUCAUGUGACUGAUCAAUUUUAAAAACUACAUUUCAAUUAAGAGUCUUAUUCUUUGUAUAUUCAUGGUCCUUAAAGGACGAACCACAAGGUUAAUUGUGACUGCAUGCAGUUUAAUUUUGGUGCGUAUUUUGAGGCAGAGGCAUGGUUCAAGAAGUUCAAAAGUCUAAUUAAAAACCAAGAAAGUGGUGCAUUCAUGAUCCAGGGAAGAUAGACCCUCACUGUACAGACACAUAGCUUUACUUACUUGUUUUUUCUAGCAUGUUGUGAUGAUCUAUAUGGUGUUUUGGAGGCUUACUGAAAGUGAAAUGAUUUGUGGAAUAAUGGUUUAGUUUUUGGAUUAAAUUGAUUUUUAUUUAGUUUAACUGCAAUGACUCACUGUAGCGAUAAAUUACUGCACAAAAAAAAAUGAGAAUCACAUGUUCUCUUCCCUCUUUACAUGAGGCCAGUUAAAGAGAUAUCGGUCAAUGAAUCAUGUGACAGGAUGUCAGAGAGCAGCGGAGACAUGCUGCCUGUGAUCAAACUGGAAACAUACGACACACACUCAGAGAGAUUAUAUGCGCAGCCCUGUGCAGCGCGUGAAUUAUUCAAAUAUCUUACCAUAAAUGUUAAAGUAAUUAAGUGCUAGAGUUCGCUCACUGACACCCUCACUGCUUCUCACUGCCUCACACGCACACGUCACUUAACAUUGUUCACACACACGCACACCUUGAUAUGCUGGUAUCACAACGCUGGCACUUGAAGCUAAAUUUGUCUCCAACACUUGCUAAUAGAAGCUGAUGUCAAAGUUGCACCUUCAUCAAGAGGAGCUUGCCAACCCAGAUAAGCUCCAGGAUGCAUUAUGAUGCCAAAGUGUUUCUUUAUGACCUGAAUCCAGCUAAUGACAAGCUUUGAUUUUUACUCUGAGGGGGUUUUCUGCAUGACAACAUAUAUGCACAUUACCCUUCAUUUGUGCACAUUAUGGAUCAUGAUCUCACGCCUGCCUGUACAGUAUGCAUGCAAACAUAUGCGCAAAGUAGGGGCAAUGAUUUGUUCUGCAUCAGGGCACCAAACUGAGUACAUUAGAGGGAGAAAAGAGCCUACAGAUGGUACCCUUUAGGAUUGAUUAAUGCCACUUCCAGAUGAGCAUUAAUGACAUUGGAGGAGAAGGAGAAGUUUCCAGACAGAGUGGUUUUUAUUGUACAUUAAAAGUUGACAAUCAAGCUACGAUCAACUGUUUUGUAUUAAAAACAAUUGGAUUAAGAAGCAUCAUUCCUGGAAUAGCCGUGUUUCUAGUUAAAUACUCCACACAGGGUGCAUAUUUUUUAGGCAAGUUUUAACUGCACAAUAAAUGAAACCGUUAAUGAUUUAACUUAAACAUGGGAUUCAUUAGUACAUUUUUACUGCACAUGCUAAUCAGACUUGCCGCUUCUCUGCCUCGGUUUACGCCCCAGAGCAGACAGAGACUUAAAUGAAAAUGAGCAACAGGCUUGAAAUCCUACAAGUUUUUAUUACUCAUGAGUCUAUUUUUAGCAUCCUACUAUAGCUGGAUGGAGAAGUGGAAAGAACGUAGAAGCAGAAAUUGGCUGGAAAGCAGCUCACUGAGCGGCUGGAAGGAGACCCUGAAUUUUAAGACUUGGCUUGCUUGUAUUUUCUGGUCUGUAUAGCAGCGUUGUGAUCCUGUAGCAAGGGAUUAAUAUGUGCAGAGUAAAUAGCUGUUUUGGGAGUAAGAGUAUAAAAAUUUUGAAAUAAACAGAAUUGACCUUUAAAAGAUGCUUUGCAUUUGAAUAAAGACAUCCGUGAAAACUCAGACUCUCCAUAAGAAAAAAAAAGGAAAAGAAAUAGGCCUGCAGUUUCAAGACAAAGAUAUCCAUGGGCGUAUCCAGAGUGCUGUCUGGGGUGGCAUUAGCCCAAACUAAAACCAGAUUAGCCGUCAUAGCUGCGACCCUCUGAUAUUCAACUCUGAUUGGCAGUUUUCUUGGUCUGAGGCGGGACUUGGAUUCAAACCAAGAUAGUAGGUCAUGAUAUUCCAAAGCAUCUAAUUUCCUGGUUAGAGGAAAUUUCAAUUCCGACUAGCUUGUCUCAAAGCCAGAGAUAUAUCAGGAAACGGUCCAAAUUUAGCAUAAUUUAAUUUAUAUGGAAAAACACAGGACUACAGAGUCUGCCAGUGAACAAUGUCAAAUUUGUUUGCUGAGCAUGGCUAACGCUAGCAGAGCUUGCACCAGCCUUCAGUCCUCCCUGCAGGUUUACCCACAACCCCCACAUCCCUACAUAUGUUUUGAGUCCUUUAAGAAUAGAAGAUUACCAGUUUAAUUGAUGCUAAAUCAUGUGUUAUCAAAAUUAUUGAAAGUAAAAUACAGGAAUAAAAAGACUGCAAAAUAUCCUUCAAUUAAAAGUAAAAAGAGGAAAAAUUAAUAGUUUACACCCAAACCCUGCAGAUGUUGGGGAACCUGACUCUAGAUUGUUUAGAUACGCCCCUGCUGACGCCGUGAAAUGCACUAAAACAGGAUCCUGUGAGGUUCCUUGAGAGAAUUUCCUGUGUAAUGUCGUGAUAACCUCUUUGUGUCAGUCCACACUUUUCUGUCUCUCUGACCGUGGGAAAGCUGAAUGGGAAAGGCUUUUUUCCUUCAAUUCUUCUCCCCUCUUUGGGCUGAAAGAGUGAGUGUGUGCUGGGAUAACAAAUCAUAUCAGACUGCAGCACCACUAUUUUGUCUGUUAGGCAUUUUAAUGGAGUAUUCAUGGCAGUGUCUGUGUUCAGGAUCAUUGAUGCACACCUUGGCUUUGUUAUUUGACUUCUUUUCCAGUGAAGAUAAAAGUGCCUCUGUUCCCGGCAGUUUUUGUUAUUGUCUCAUACUUAAUGGUCAACUGACUGGAUGUAGUAGCUUUGUAUCAAGUUCAGCCCAGCAGGCAGGAAACCCAAGCUAAGGUGACUUUAGAAAAAAUAUGACUAACAUACUGUGUGUGCGAUUUCUUGGCGUCUAGUCCCGUCAUUCUGAGAGGGAUUAGUCAGUAAGAAGGGGAAGUUGUUGUGAUUAGGAUACGCUCUUUGUCGUGGCUUCAGGCUGAAUGUGUGGGAGGACAUGAGGCAGUCACUCGAGGCGAGAUGUGACUGCUCUUUAGCUAAACUUUGCCCUGGGAGGUUGGCUGGCUCAGUGUAAGUGGUUGGUGCUGAAUGGCGAGACAGCAGCCGAACAGAGCGUAGACAUCUGUGUCUGUCUGCAUCUGUUUCAUCUACCUAAAGUCCCCCCUGUAGACACGCUGCAAUACUGUACACACAAUCUGCUUAUACAGUGGGUCAGAUGCAUUAAAGCUGAAAAUUACAGAAUACUUAUGACUUUUUCUGUGACACUGGUUUGAUGAAAUUCAGAAUUUUCUAGUUUAAAUUUUUUUUUACAAUAUUUGAUAAAGUACCUUGAGGUUUAUUAGACCCUCAAAGGCAUAAUAAUUGGCUCUAAGAACUAAUGGUGAGCAUCCGCCUGGCUCUAUCUGGCUCUAAAUAGUCCAAACACUUAAUGUUCACCAACAUUUUCACCCUGUUUUUCCUGAAAGCCCUUCAAAUUUGAGUCGAUUACUUUGUAUUCAGACUGAACAGGGAAAAAGUCAGUAUUGUCUGACUCAUACAAAUUUCUCAGAUAUCAUUUGUUUUAUUUGUGGUGAUUACACAAGACCAGCAAAUAUUUGGCUCACCAGAAAUAGCAGAGAACCGUGGUCUGUUGGGAUUAGGCUCAAAACAUCACCUGAGAGUCAAAGCUUGGUAGAUAUGUCUUUACUUUUCUAACUUUAUUACAGCUUCAAACAUCGCCAACGUAAUUCUCUGUUUGCUGUAGUAGUGGCAACUCGAGCUGGUAACAGGAUUUGUAGUAUGUUAACCAACUCUUGAUGGGUUUUGUUUUUGGUGUAUGCAGCGUCUAUCUUUAUGUCUUUCGCUUCGGUCACAUAGCUCCAGGAUAAACAGACUUUGCUGCAGAUUUCAAAAUAACAAAAAAAAGAGAUGCUAAAAUAAUCCAAAUAUAUUGCAAAGGUCGUGGUUUGUCUGGUCUUCCCCAUUAUGGCAACCAAACAGUUCAAACUGGGCUACACAUUCUCGCAGAAGUCUGACUAGACAAAUACACACCAGUGUGAAUCGAUCCAGAUCGACAAAUCCCUUCAUUGAUUUUUAUGUGAUUGUGUAUUUAAUGUCUUCUUCCCUUAAAAUAGUUAUCAGACAUUUCUUAACAGUUGAUUUGAUUAGAAUCAUCCAAAUACAUGUAUCACUCUUAGGCUUACUAAACAUGCGUAUUCACUUUUUAGAAAGCAAGACAAAAAGUGUAAUACUUUUGUACUAAACUUGGAGCUACAACCUCCUAAAGGUUAUUUUAGUUUAGCAAAAACACUGAAAAUAUUAGAAACAUCUUGCAUAGUUCUAUCAGAGAGUAAUCAGAAAUCAUACCUUUUAAAUUCCUCCACUUUUUUAUCCUGUUAUUCAAUUUAUAUUCAAACUUGAUGGGGUUUUAGAGAUGGCUGGUAAAAUGUUCCAGUCUCUAAGCUAAGCUUGCUUUACUUUUUAAAGCUUACACAUGGAGGAUUUGUAUUAUCUCUUAAUUUCCCCCCUAAAAAAAGUGAUCAAUCUUAAAGUUUCAAAGUAUUUCUUUAAAAUGUUAUCAGACCAGUAGUCAUACCACUGAUUCUUUGGUAUUUUUAACUAUAGAACCUCUCAGAAGCUUUCGUAUUUAUGUGGAUGUUUCGCUUCACAUCUGGUUUGUUCACCUGCGUCACCCCAGAAAGAAUUCCCCCUCAGGUAUAAAAACAUUAAGCUGGACUGAAUUCACCAUUUCCAAAUUUCCUGCAACACCCCAGUAGCCAAAAACAAAUGUCUGCAACUGUUUAGGCAAAAUGUGUCUCUUAUGUGUUUUGACACAGAUGCCAAAAAAAAUGUGCUAAAACAUACGCCUAAAAGUCUUGUUGGUUGACCUGGCAGGCUGGCUGUGUUGUUUAAAGGCUUAAAGGGAGAUUUGAAAAGAAGAGAAAUUCAUUUUGACUGCCAAGAUUAUGGCUUUUGUGGUGCAACAUUAGAAGAUUAAACAUACAGUACAUUAUACCACAUGCAACGGGACAAAUACCCAAACACAGACAGGGCUGACAGAGUGACGUGCAAGGAUUGAGCUGAGGCUUGUAACAAAGUGCAUGAUUUAAGUGAGAGAGGAGACUACAUAUGGACCUGAUUAGGAGCGAGACCAGGGAGGCUUCUCGACAUGUUCCCAUCACCAUGGUAGUGUCUGAGUGUGUGUAGUGGUCUGUCAGUAAAGCAACAUUUCUGCUGUUGAAUAGAGGUGCUCUUUGCCUGGAUAUAUUGCUUGGAGCUGUCGAGAGGGGAUCCCUUUAAGAGCGAGACACUGAGCAGAUGGGAGACAAAAGGAACGGCAAAUUAAAUGAGCCAGAGUCACAGAGGAAGACAGACAGACAGACAGUUAGGACAGCAAAGAUGCACCGUGUUUGAGUACUCCGCACCUAGUUUUAGUGGAAGAAGGGUUUAGAGAAAACAAGGUCCAGCUGACUAUACAGACAGAAUGAGGAGGGGCGAAGGGGGCCGUAGAUGUGUGUUUUUUGGCUCUUGGCUCAAAAGAAAUAGGGAACCGUACCACUGCCCAGCCUUGUUUGCACAUUAAUAACACUCCCUGGCUCUUUUUCAUUUCAUUUCCUGAAGUUUUUCUCAAUAAAGUAGUAUCUUGAAUUCUGUUUCAAACAGACUUGCUGAGGGACUGAGCUGCUUCUACAUUCAGCAGGUAGUCGUAACAUAGACAUACUUAAAACAAUCCAUCUACUGUGGUGAACUUUGAGUCAAUACCAAAAAGAACAAUUAUCUCAACUUUCUGGGUGGUUUCUCUUGUAUGGAUCAAAGGUAGCCCUGGUCACAUUGUUUCUUGGAUCAGGGUGGUCUGCAGAAAUCAGUGUUUUUGUAGGCAGGCACACAGUGAUCACAAACAGUCUGGACUGGACUUUCAAGCAGACUGGAGGCGGACAUGUGGUUCAACACCGAAAGGUUGAAAGUUGGUGCCGAUCAUCUCUCCCUGCCUGUAUCUGCUCAACUUCAUGGUACAUAUCAAAACUUAUUUCCUCUCAUCUAUUGUUGUGUAAGGAAUGAAAUACAGACACCGGCUAGAUAUCAAUCGCAAUAAUGGAGUUGAGGGCGCCCGUGUCAGAUAAAACGCCACAACCAUUAUGCUCCCUGUCAAUCACCUGAGACUCGCAGGAAGAACACGCAGAGUAAGAACAGAAAUAACCCCCAAAGUCGGCUAUAUGUCACUUUUUAAUAACCGUCGUCUUGCAUUCUUGUUUUUCAGAUACAGGUAAUACUCGAGUUAUGCUGAAUCUGUAAUUGUUUAAUAACACAAGCUAUAAACUGCUUCAACAAGACAAAGAGCUUGUAGCCGUAUCAGCGGCUCUUGCAUUAAGGCCAAAAUCAGCAGACCAACAUGAUGAUAAUGACAGUGCCAGCAGAUGUUUAGAAAGUAUGAUCCUUUUUUUGUUCGCCAUCUUAAUUGAAUAAAUACCACGAACCUUGUAUCUUGCUUUAAAUCCAGGUUGACCUUCAGGAAAGUAUUGUUUUACCAUAAAGCCUUCAUAGCAAGUAGAUGUUACCUCAUCAUGCUACCACUCUGUCUGCAGACUGCUGUACUGGUUGCAGACCAAAGUUUGACAUGUUGGUAAUCACCAUUUUGAUUAUUUCAUAGCAGGAUAUCAGGUACUAAGAUAGUGUCAAAGCUGUGUCCUAAUUCAGGUGUGGGAUUUUUUGAAGGAUCUAGUCUUUGUAGCUGGUCAUGGUUUGGUUCACAAAGUUUUCCUUUUUGAAUAUCAAGCUGUUUUUGUCCUUCCACCCUUGCUGCUUUGCAUCUGGUAGCUUGCUAGCUAACCAGCUGAUGUAGCUAGUAUCACAUACUAGGGGUGUCCAGGUACAACUUUUCUACCUCCGAUACGAUACCGAUAUUGUAGCCUUCAGUAUUGUCUGAUACCGAUAUUGAUCCGAUAUUAGCACAAACUUGUGCAUGAUAAGUUUUGCACUCAGUUGCAACGUCUUUUUCAAACUUAAACGAAAAAUACUGCCACAGGGAUCCGGGUGCUGCUAGAUAGAGGUGCUGGAGCGGAGUCUGGAAUGAACUGCUUGUACCAGAGUGUUGAUAUUGGAGAUUUUAGAUGCAGGCUGAUACAAUCUGAUAUCUGAUUUUUGUUGAUAUCAGACCGAUAUCAGAUAUCAAUAUCGUAUCGGUACACCCCUAUCACAUGCUGUUACCACUAUCACCACUGUUUCUGUUAGGAUCACUUUCUUUAAAAAGAAUUAAUUAUUUUCAUGCAAUAGUGAUAUUUGUCUCUAUUCUGGGAGGUCUUUGCCUGAAUGCCAAAGCCUGCGACAGGGAGAGCACAUCUCCUUUUCGAUUGACCAUACAUGAAAAGCCAAGGCAGGGAGAGCAGCAGCAAAGACCCCCAGCACAGAGACCAGAGCAGGCAUCAGUACAUGUAACACGGGUUAAGUUAGACACAGACUGAAAUCCUCUGUGGUAUAGGUUGUCAAUCUCAGGUAUCCAUGGCUUCAAUACACCCCAGUUUUAUGGUGUAUUUGCUACUUAAUGGGAGUAAAAUCUAAAAAAAAAAGCCCAUUGUGCUGUAUUAUGGGUAUGUUGGCCCAGUGAGAGAGCAACAGUGAAAGAUAGAUGCUUAUACAGCUUCCUUCCAAAAUCAGCAUGAAACCUGGAUGAACAUCUGAGAUCAGUUGCAGCAUGUUAACAGACUAUCUUGGAUUGUAACCAGCGUGUGAAAGCCCCUCGUCCUGCUCUGAUGCCAGGAGAAACAGCAUCCAUCUAAGUCACUCUCAGGCUGAUCAUAUCUUCAGAUUAUGGUUGCUUUGGCUCCAGCAUAUGGCCAUGGAAACCCCCUCAGAUAGUACUGGCUGUGUUCAACGAAUCAGAUGUUGACAUAGUGCUGAUGCUGAGCAGAUGUGUGAUAUAAGGAGGCCAUCACGGUCGGACCACCUCCUAUGCAACCACACUCUCGCACAAAUGCACUCACAGCAGGAGGUCACUCCCCAAAAACUGCAGAUUAACCAGAGCAAUCAGUGUAUGGGCUCUUCAGCUCCCCGAGCCCCAGAUUCUCCUCAUGAACUCAGCGGUAGUUAAAAACUAGAAGCCAUAUUAGCCCCCCGAAUCUGUCUUCUCACGCAAUAAUGGCUGGGACUGAUGUUACAGGCUGUAGCACAGUGUACAGUUAAAAUCCACAUGCAAAGACAGCACAUAUAAAUGGUAGCUAUCAGGGAUUUACCCAGUUUUUAAGUAGUCAUGUACUUGUACUGUAUGCUCUAUUAUUCUCCAGGAACAGAGUCAAUUUAGCACAAUGAUGAUACAGCAAACAUAAAAGCUUUCAUGCUCCCUGCUGCUGCUGUUUUUUUUUUUUUUUUGAUCUGUCCUUUCCUUCUCUCUCUUUUACUGUUUUCUCCUCAAGCUCUGAAACACUUUGGAUUAAGCUUGUUCUGUGCUAUGCAGAUAAUGUUGUUUUCUUCAGACUUACAAUACAUUUUUUAACUAUUUUGAUUAUCAGCUGAACAUGUGAGUCACUUUUUAGACGAGGGAAGCAAAAAGUAUUCAAUCUCCUACAUCUGAAAUUUGAGCAUGUGCUAUCUUAAACCAAGUAUGUGAAUUAAAGUUAAACAAAUUGAGACAUUGCAUUGGUCCUAGAUAGAUUGCAAUCUCAAAAAAGAAAAGAUUCAUCAGUAUUUUGACACUAAAUGGGAUGAAAAAUAAAUGUUUCAUGCCAUAUUUUGUUGAUCUAGCUUCCUCGCCAAAGAAAAAAAAAAACAUCUGUUCAAUAGUAACUGAAUAUUUUUUUACCAACAACAAAACAAUUUCUAUUUUAGAAAUUUGCAGCUGCAGCAUCAAAGAAGUUCUUGCAUGCUUUUUUAGUUUUGAGUUAUUUUUACAGGAUAGACAGACAGGAAAUGUGGGGAGUAGAGAGUGGGGGUAAACAUUAAUCAAAUGGUCCUGGCUGAGAGUCAAACCAGCCACUGCUGUGACAAAGACUAUAGCUCCUGUACGUUGGGCGUCCCCUUCGGCCAUUGGGCCAACAGCGCCUUGAGAGCGUGUUUUUAUCCAUGAUAACAUUCACUAACUCUCUGUACUGUUGGAAACCUCCCAAAUUUACAGAUAAUGUUUAGCAUAUUAUCCCCCCUUUUUUUUCCUCAUACCAUCCCCCUACUUUUCCUUGCGCAACAAUCACAUUCCUUCUAUGCUUUGGCUUGUGCUUUAUACUUUUGUAUUAGUGUAGUUAUUUCCUCUCAUGCAGGAAACCUUAUUUGAGUGUGCAGUUUGCAUUAACGACAUUGAAACACUAGUAAGUGUACAUUAUAUAUCUCGUAGUGCAAUCUACUUUGUUACAUAUUUAGCAAUGCAAUACAUCUUUUUGACUCUAAUAAGUGCUACUCUUCUCUCUGUUGAUGUCUGAUAUCAUUUACAUAGAGUAACGUGUCUUAAUUUUGUUGUAUAUUGUAUAAUGUCAAUAGUUUAUUGUCACCAACAUCAGUCAAAUUGACAUUCCUUUUCUCCUAAUAUAUUAAGAAUAUUUAUUAUCACUUUAUCUGUUAUUGGCUUGUUUUUUUUCACAUUUACGUCUCCAACCCAUGUGCGUAUGUGUCUGGUCUUUCACCCUCUGUAUCAUAACCUCUCCCUCCUCACCUCAGCCUAUGCUCCGACAUCCCAGCAUUCCUGCUCUGUGGCUCAGAGCCAAAGGGUCUUUGCUGACAGCUCCGUCAGACUGUCUCUGCCGCUGUGCACGCUGUCGCAUUAUUUCACCCAGCAUCACUGAGGCGAAGUAGGUUAAGGGUAGGCAGCGGCUGGUCGGUACAACAUCUGUGCAUACGCUGUUAUACAUCACACUUCCGCUCUGACAGAGAUCCUGGUGGGUUUCCACAGCGGCAGGGAGGGCCAUUGUGUGGGAUUAGUGCCAGCUGGCUUUAGUGUGUACGUGCUCAUGUGUGAGUCUGUCUUUAUGUCUGUCUGUGUCUGUGUGUCUGUCUGUGUGUGUGACCCAGGCUUUAAAGCAGAGCAUGUCAUCAUCCACAGUGAGAGGGAUUGAGAGCGGCGGGUUUCAGAUUAGAGCCGGAUCUAGAGGAAGUUUCUUCACCCUCCUGCUUCCUUUGCAUGUGUGCCAGUGUGCCGCAUAGCCAACUGGGGGUAACAGGGUUAUCGUUUUUAAAGCUCACCCACUUUUAAGAGACAUUAUAGCAGGCUAAAAUCUCAGUUUAAAGCCAGUAGAUCUGGGCAAAUCCUCUCUCUCUCUCUCAGUCACACCAGUCAGUGAAAAGUGUGUGGGAAUACAGCCAGUGUUAAGUGAGCGUGGGAUUUUCACUCUGAGCUCCAUGUGAAUACCUCGCUGUUGGAUACUGGUUCGACGGAAAUCCUUGAUUAAGUUCUCAAGGCCUGGAAAUACUCUAUUCUUUCUUUCUCUAAAAAAAUUGCAAAUGUGACCAAAGUAAACACUGUACAAGUUAUAAAAUUCAGCCUUGAUCCAGCCUCUAGUGGGUUUGUUUGUGCCAAAUCGGCCCUGUAUUAGUUUAAAUGCCAUCAAAGCCUCGGGUUUCAGUGGGUGGCCGGGGACAGUUGUUAGUUUUGGGUGUGAAGAGCAGCAGGGGAUUUACUCCAGAAAGUAGAUUUUGAAGGAUUUUGGUUUUUAGGGGGGAAAUUACUGAAGCUUGUUUUUUGUUUUUUUGUGGUGCACAUGUUCACGUUUAAACCCUUUGGACCCUCUCAACCCAACAUCAAAUAUAGUGCAAUUUUGAUGUGAUCGUUCUUAAAAGUCACAGAUGUUGAUGUUCUCUGCACAUUUAGCUCACAUACUGAUAAAAACGAGUGUUUUACCAGCUACAGCUGUCCUGCUAUUAGACCGUCUGACCUCCCAAAGGUCUGUUGUUUACUACGAAGAAAUGACUCACACCAAAGUUGAUUUAAGUAGAAUAUCAUUCAAGCGUGGCUGCUUGGUUAGAGCCAAUGUGGAGCUUUGGCAGCAUGACUCCCUCUGUGCCUGCUGAAGACACUAAACUAAUUUCCUGAAUGACUCACAGAAGGUCACAGGGGGAAGUGUGUUAAUCAUGUAAUUGGUGGACCACCUCGGUAGAAGAGCCCCUCCACCACCACUAAACAAGAUUAACCACUGGACCAGAGGUCUGAGUACUGAUUUUAUUGUACCGUCUUAUUUCAAAUAUCUGAUUGAAAGGAUCGAUACUACAGAAUAGCCAGUAAUAGAGACCUGGACUGGAGGAUGAUGGAAACCUGUUGCCAUUAAUGGUGUCAGAAUUUUAUUAAGGGGAGCAUUGUCUGCUUGUCAUUAGAUUUGUUAUGAGCCAAGAUUAUGAUCAUACACAUUGUUGCAGCCAAUGGAUACACAAUCUCCAUUAGCUAAUGCACAACCUCAGGCAAAGAGGAAACAAGGAGCUGUCUGCUGCUGGCACGUCUUCUUUAACAAAGUAGUACAUUAAAAAAAGAGAGAAACGCUUUUUUAAGUGCUGCAUUGAGUGAUUUUUCCAAUUAUUGAUUAAUCUGAUAAAUACUUUCUAUAUGGUUUGGUUUUUGUCAGAGAAAUGUAUACUUAGAGUUUGUUGUGACGGGUUUGAGAAAGGGUGUUAUAACAGGUUUUGAUAAGGUGUCUAGUAAGAGAUAUGAAGCCUCCCUGGGAGCUGACGUGUUGUGCUGGUUGUUACACUAGCUUUCUGAGAGAUGACCUCAAACUUUUCAAAACUGACGUUAAAGAUUUGUUGUGAAUCAAAAUACAACGACAGAGCUUGUGCCUCCUCUGGUUACUGUCGAGGUCCUUUGACAAUUUAGUGCUGCAGGUUUAAAUGUUGCCCCUCUGUUGGGUUACCUUUUGAUGUUAAAACUAUGUACAAGAGUAUAAAUUAAUGGGUUUUUAUAGAUAAAAAAGUGUAAGUAGUGGAUAUAAUCCUCCCAAGGUUUGGGCAAGCCCCCAGACAACAGGCUUUCAUUAUCAAGCUUACAUGUUGUUUUAACUUAUGUUAUCAGCAUUGGUUUAUCACAAACUUUCUAAUAUGGGAUAUUAAGCACAAAACACAGCUAAAAGAGGUGGUAAUACUGUGUUUUGGUACCGGUUAUGACUUUAGUUUCACCGUUGAGUUCUGUAUUUGGUUUGGUUAAAUCAUGACUAAUAUGGAGAAUUACACUUAAGAGUUGUUAAAUACUAAGUGUGUAAUACUUAUACAAAAUUUGUAACGAUGAAAAGGUCUUAGAUGUUAAAAUGUUAAACUCAUUUCUCCUAAUACUGAUUUGUCUUUUUUUAAUGAUAACUUGCAUCUACUCCCACAGGAUCUAACAAAAUGUGACUGAUGAUAUCUUAAGUCAAACAUUUUAGCGCGUACUUACAAAGCCAACAGCCCAGUUAUUCUUGAAAAGAGUUCCAAACAUUGGGAAAUUCUGUCUAUUAAAUAUGAGGCAGCAGCUGGCAGCUAGUAAGCAAGAUUUAGCUUUAAAAAUGAGGGCAUGGAGAGCCUCUUACUGGCUUUACAAAAUGUUGAAUUAUUCCUUUAAGUUUGAAAACUUUUUUCUGUAGAAGACAUGGACAUGAUAUAACCGCUCAAUGGUGAGAUUAAAUGAUUGUGUAAAACAGUCCUGUGACUUUUAAAGAGCUCUAACUAGCUUGAUCUCAGAGUGCGUAGAUGUAUUGCGUAAGUGCUGUGAGAUUGCUGCAGGUUAGUUAUGCUAAUUAACAUCUUUGUUUUCAUACUUUUAGUCACUGUGCAUUUAUACCUCCUUAUCUUGUUAUUAAAAACACACCCUCCAUAGGAAAUCCAUCAGCUAUUUCUGCUACCUGACCUUCAGUAUGUUGCUUCAGGAGUAGAUAACUAGGUUCGGAAGGGCCUUUCGUCUCUUAAUUUGAGUGCCAUGUUAAACAGUACUCGGCUCCCUUGGAUGCAACUCUUUUUCAAGCUGUUGAGUAAAAUAAAGGUUGGAUGCUUCCUCUUAAACCUGGUGACCUUGUUUUACUUUAAUUGGCAUCCCUGCCUGCCUGCCUGUGAGAGGCAACAACAAGUGAUUUCUUUUAUAUCUCUCUUUAGCAGCACAUGAGCAGAGAGCUGCGACUGUGAUUGUAGAUGUGCCAUUUUUCCCGUUGAGAGACUUUGCGUUUUCUGCCUCUAAGCUGGUUUAAUGAAGCAAGAUGGCACACAGGCUCCUCUUUGCUGCGCAAAAUUGAUAAACAAUGUGUGCGUGGGUGGGAAAGAGAAAGAGAGAAGGAGAGAGAGGAGUGGGGUAAAAGAUUGAAAAACAAGAUUGAGAUGUAAAGUCAGAGUGAAGAACGAGGGAGAAAAUUCCCAACAGAAAGUACCCUGCUCCUGCUCAUCCAUGCCUGGAGCUCUUACACCCUCACAGCCUGGGAAUCAGGGUCGUGGGCCGUGUUAAAUUCACUUCUAAUGAAAAAAAUCUUAAUCUGGAUUGGUUUUAUUAAUAGAAUGUUCCCCUGAGCCAAACGGGGAAGGAGGGAGUGAGGCGCUAAAAACACUUUCAAGUGGAAUAAUUAAGACCCCUCGAAUCCCCUCUUUGUAGUUAAUUAAGGCAAACAUGGAGCUGCUUGAUAUGUGUUACUGCAGCUGAACAAGGUGAAACAGUCAGUACAGCAGCAGCAGCAGCAGCCCUGUCACUUUACCUUUGUCUCUCAUCUGUUCUGAGCUGAGUGGAUCCUGGGAUGUGAGCGAUGCCCAGAUGAGAGUUAAACUGUGUUUCCUCGUCGUGUGUUGCAGUUCCCGAGGACCUGUCCCUGGAGGAGAGGGAUGAGCUGUCAAAUAUCCGACGCAGGAAGAGAGAGCUGCUCGAUGAUAUUGAGGUGCGUGUUUUGACACACAUACAUUACAAUUAAAGGAGCGACAGUAUAUAAACCUUUUUUGCAUAUCUGUUGCAACAGCAUCGCUCUAUUUGCAUACUGUAUGUAAUGCAAAUAGAGCUGCAGUAUAUCUUUGCAAACUGAAUCUGCUCACUAAAAGCAGUGAAUUUUUCACUGCUUACAGUGCAUCUCCUUCCUCUUCAUCUCUAAAGGCUUAUAUUCUUUCCUCUUAUCAUCAAAAGAAAAAGGACUAAUUGUGACAUAUCUGACUUGUUUCCCUCAGAGGUUGAAGUUCGAGAUAGCUGAAGUGAUGACGGAGAUCGAGCAGCUGACAUGUGUUGGAGAAAGGUAAGCCACUUGAGUUAAGAUGUCACAUUGUAUACAUACAUGCUAAAGUUUCUGACAGAUCCCCAAUAUGGCAUCAACCAUUUCAGAGUGCUUUAAAAUACAAUACUUAUUUUACAAAUAUUAUAUGUAGUAAGGUGCCAAUGGCCAAGAUUCAAGGUAAAGCUUAUAAACCAUUACAUAUCACAAUUUUUGUUGACAUGUGAGUGGAAAUGAUCAAAUUCAACUAAUGGAAAUUAUAGUAAUUUGAGUAAACGGGAAAAAAUAUUAACCCCUACUAGUGUAGUCUCUCGUCAUUGUAUUACCAUUUGAUGUUUUUGACAAUAUAAAGUUACUUUAAAGGCACCAUGAGUUUUAGACUCAUUUUUAAAUAGCGCCAGUCUUAUACUGAUGUCCCUCCAUGACAUACAUAGCGAAACAAGGUUAUUAGCAACAAAUUCAAUUAUUUAUUUUGCUUUAAUUUGGUUAGUUCGAAUUUGUUUACACAAAGAAAGCUGUGUUGGGGUUUGGGUUCACCUAGAAGUAACUCUGUUUAGAUCUCUUUUGGUAAAGCUUGGUGGGGAGAAGAAAAUUGUCAAUCAGGGGAGGUCUUUCCUUUUGAUAUUUUUCUUUUCAAAUAAUGUGUGUACUCAUGGUGUAUAUAAUACUACAGACAAAAGAGUUAAAUUCCUUAUAAAACCCUUAAAAUCUCCUGAUAGUGCCUUUAAUGUUGGGCAGACUGUGGUAUUAGAUUGCAUCAGCUUGUGUGGGUUUACCUCUUGUGUGCAUAACAACAACAGUCUUUAUAAUGUAAUUUAAAGAUAACUCCAUUUAGUUUACUAUAUUUACAUGACAGCCAGAAGUAAGCGUUUAGAGCUUUCUGCACACUGGCUGUCAAUUAUACUGUAUAUAAUAUGGAGAAAUACUGAACACGAACUAAAAAACUGUGGAUGAUUAAUUUUCUGAAUACAUCCGGCUCCUGCAGUCUCUGGAAAACUUGAACAAUGACCUCCACAGCCCUAAAUAAGACUAGUACAAGUUUUUGCUUUCAGCCAUAAUAACCAGACCUAGAAUUAUGACUCUUAUUUGACUCAUUGCCUUAAUCUUAGUUGUCUUUAGGAUUUGCAUGUCCGGAGCUCAGAGAUGUCAAAGGGUUUUUUGUUGAGCUGAUAUAAGCUAACACCAACAGCUGGACAGGAAAUGACUUUAUUAGGAAGCACACAUAGCUUAUCGUGUCCAUCUAGUAGUCCGUGUAGUUCAAAUAUUUACUAUUUACACGUUAUGUUUGGUUAAAAUGUUAACAACCCCUUUCUAUAUAAUAUACUGUAAACACCAGGCUGGAGAGACGGUGUCAUUUGUCCAACCACCAGCUGCAUAAAGCAAACAGUGACAGAUAGUAUACACCAUAUGUGAGUGUAAUAAAUCAGACAGGAAUGUUGUCCAUACAAAAAGAGUGUGUGAGCUGUUUGUCAUUAAGGUGGUGUUUGCUCAGUCCCAUCACCUGCAUCUUUAUCCACUGCAGGUUUAACAAACUCAUUUCAAUUUUGUAGACGUUUUGUCCACAAGCUUGUGUGUGCUGAUUGGAAAGUUUUGGGUAUGGUUUUAAAAAUGAGUGUGUCAUUUUUUUUAAGCAGAGGAGUGUUUUCCACCACGUAUUUUCCACCUCUUUUUUUUUCCUUUUGUUGCAGCAAAACGUCUCAGAGAAACAAACAGAUUGCUAUGGGCAGGAAGAAAUUCAAUAUGGAUCCAAAGAAGGUACAGUGUGUCUUCAUGUUGUCAUCACAAACCACAACAGCCUCCAGUGUAUCUGCAGCCUUAAGAGAAAUGAUUUUACCAGAGCUACCUCAAAGAGCCAUCCAUUCUCAGCCAUGAAACCCUGUCAUUUUCAAUCAUCCCACCUUAAUUGAGAUGAACAGCCGUCCUUUUUUCCCCUCCUCCCUUCAUCUCCAGGGAAUCCAGUUCCUGCUGGAGAACGACCUCCUUCAGCACACCCCUGAAGACAUCGCACAGUUCCUCUAUAAAGGCGAAGGCCUCAACAAGACCGUCAUUGGAGACUACUUGGGCGAGAGGUGAGACAAAGAUCUCCUCCUUGUUUCAGAUUAAUGUUUCCUCUGUGAUUAGAGUAAGGCAUUAUGAGCUGCAUUUAUUACAUGAUUGACCCAGAGACUCUUUCAGCCAGCGUGGGCGCGUCCUGUCACUGUCCACCUAUGUUGACUUAUCACUGGCAGUAAAAAGGGGCAGUCCAGCCUCUCAUCACUUAGUCCACGGCACUAGAUAAUGAAGAAAAAAGGAGAACUGCAGCUAGUGAGACAGAUGAUGUUGUCUGAAGGUCAGUUAAAAGGCUAAGAAGGACAAAAUACACUAAAUCAAAAAGCAGAAAAGGGAGCUGAACAUCAGAGCUUUACUGCUGUAGAACUAUGAGGCACAAAUGUUCAUCAAACCUCUGUGUUUAAUUAGGAUCUCUAUGUUGGAUUUGGAAGUAGAUUUUGCAAAAUUCACUACAGACUACAGUAUGAUUCGUUACGACAUGAAAUGACAUGACACAGUACUAUACAACACAAUACCAUAGGAUAUGGUAUGAUACAGUACAAUGUGAUGCAGUACUGAACGAUAAGAUGGUAAGAUGCAAUACAGUAGGAAAUGGUGUAAUACAAAUGAUGCAAUAUGAUACAAUACAACAUGGUACUACAGAAAUGAUACAGUGGGAUAUGAUGCUAUACAGUACAAUGUGAUAUGGUAUCUGUGACAAGGUGGUCCAAUAUGAAACAAGAUAUGAAAUAAGACAACAUAAUAUAUAAAAAUGAGAGGAUAUGAUAACAAUAUGAAAUAGAAAACAAUAUGACAUGACUUGUGUUAUGAUAUGAUUUGAAGUGGUUCAAAUGGUGUGAUGCGUAACAAUGAUCUGACGUGGUACGGUAUAAAACAAUAGGAUGGGAUACAAUAGGAUAUGAUAGGGAAGGACACACAACUUAAAAAAACUGCCUUUAUUAUUAACUAGUAUGAUUUUCACGGUCUUCCUGGCUUUUUUCUGAAUUUCUUGUGUUGAAUUUGAAUGCGAACAAAAGUCAGUAAAGGUUGUUAGUUGAACAACUGCUCCUGUGCCUGAACUCUGCCUAUGCAGGAAAUCACAUCAAUUACAGUCUGUGUUAUCUUAACCGAGUAGGGGUGCAAUCGUCAGUGGAGAGAUUAACAAACUGAGACAAUGAAACACACACACACACACACACACUGUGAAUGAGGCUCGAGGGGGGCAGGGAGAGCGGGUUUCUGAAGUCUUUAUUCAUGGAGCAUCAUCAAAGAGGCCACCUACCCGGUGAAAAUCACACUUAAACACAGGCUGAGGGUUUACGCUCAGUAAUUAUCACUAAUUGAGCUUAUGCAAGGAGCAGGAACCUAUCAUUACGUGCUGAGCGGAGCAGGAGAGGAAGAGGAAGGACAGGGAGAGGGACACAUGGAAAGGAGAUGGAGGCAGUGGGGAGAAAAUAGCUGGAAGGAGAAAAGAUGGUUGGAGAUGGAUGCAGGCUGAGCGGGUGAUUGACUCCUUAAUGAUGCUAUUAUUGUUUGUCACAUACAAUUAAUUCCCAUUUUUCACACUGAGACACCUAUAUACGUUUUUCAUUUCAGGCCAGUUUCCUUUAAUAAAUGUACCUAUAGCAGUAGCUUUACAUAUACAGUCCUCAGUGGAUGGGGUUUAUUUGAUUCAGCUGCAGACUCAAGUAUAGGAUCUAAUAUAGUCACAGUCAAUAGAGAAGAAAUACCCUACCCGCAGUCAUCAUCCAAAUAAUCCAAGUCUGUUAUUUCUAUACAAGUUUGUUGUUUAUUUUUUUUGUAAGCCAACACUCUGUUCUCCUCUCAGCCUCAAACAAAAGUCUGAAAAUUCCUGGUUUCAUUUAAACAAAACACAACACAAAGCUCAUACAGGAUCUGGAUCACAGACCCUGAAGUACAACAAACAUGAUCAGAGAGGCUGUGACCGCAGCCCGAGAGCAGCUGUUGACUUUUCCCCAAAAACCCCUCUGAUGGCCAAACAAACCUCUGAAAGAAAAAAGGAGUCUGUGUUGGUUUCAGUUUUUAGCUGUUUUUCAUCAGUCAAACACACUGUUUUCCUCCCCUCGGGGUGGAGAGGCGUUCAACAUCGGCCAGCUGUUUAAAUUGCUUCCAGACUCCGCGUCCGGUAUGAAUAAGAGCACAAACAUGACAGGAAUGCUGAGAAACAGGAAUUCAGGUUGAGAAAUACUUUCAUGGAGGAAAUUUAGUUUUCUCCACCCUGUCUUUUGAGUUCACUUUGUGUGCAUAGUGAUCUUAAAUCUUCUUUAAGGUGUUUGGAUGUCUCCUGGAUGAUCUUUACAUCCUUAAAAAGAAGAAAAAAUGAAGAAAUCUCAUCUUCACAUCUGUCUUUUUUAUCACUAGGGAUGACUUCAACAUCAAGGUGCUGCAGGCUUUUGUGGAGCUGCACGAGUUUGCAGAUCUCAACCUUGUCCAAGCUCUACGGUCAGCAAAAUGAUGGAUUUAAAUAGAUUUCCUGUACAAAAUGACUCCCGGCAACAUCAAAAAUUAACCCCUCCCCUGCGCUUCCAAUUUCAGGCAGUUUCUGUGGAGUUUCCGUUUGCCAGGUGAAGCUCAGAAGAUUGAUCGUAUGAUGGAGGCGUUUGCCUCUCGGUACUGCCAGUGCAACCCUGGAGUCUUCCAAUCAACAGGUCAGAAACAGAACAGGAUACUGAAUCAUAAAUCACAGUUUUUUCAUCGUCUCUGUCUGAUGUGUACUCGAUAGUCUCUCAGAAGAGUUUUUAGUUCCCCUUUGACCAGAACUUUCUUGAUCCAUUUAAAAACCAGAUGUGGGUUCAGACAGGCUCGGGGCUCAGUGAUGCUUGCUUAACCUUUGAAAAUAAUCACAAACAUAAACUGUACAUAAUUUUAAACACUAUAACUGUCACUACCCACAUACUUGCGUCUUUCAUGACAGGAUGCGUAUUAAACAGCGUACCCCUAGAGGGCGCUACCCUAAGUAAAAAGUUUAUGACAACAAACAUGGCGAUGUUGGAGAGCAUAUUGUUUAUGUUGCACUUCUUUUUCUGGUUCCUCUGCACCUUCCUCUGGUUUCUAACCAACCUGCACAACCCGUUUUCUAUAGUUUUCCUAGUUUUGUUCUUAAUUGUGUUUGGUUGGUCUUGUCUGUCAUAUUAGCUCCACUGGUGGUACUGCAGUGUUUGGUCUAUAGAUUUGCAGAAAACAUGCGUAUAUUGCAUAAAAAUAAGCUUAAUGUGCAAGACAACUCUUGGUAGUGGCUCUGGUAAUGUCCAACAUUGACUCCUGCAACUCCCUACUGUCUGCCCUCUGCUGCUUUCACAUUCAGUCUGGGGAUGAUCUUUAACUCUGCAGUGAGUCUGAUCUUAAACCAACCCAAAGUCAAAUUCAUACUCAAACCCUAUUGCUUACCUGAAAAGCAGUGAUAAAAUCAGCUCUUGUUUACCUGAAAUCCUUCAUCCAGGUCCACCCUCCAUCCCUCUGAGAGGUGCCUUGUACUCCCAUAUCAAUAAGUUUCUGGGUGGGCUCUCCUCCUCUGUUUCCCUUUAAAGGUGGAAUGAAUUACCAAACUACAUUCAACACAUGAAGACCCUUUCAAUGUUUAAGAAAAGUUUAAGGCCCCACUUCUUUCAUUAGCACCUCUGCACUGAAGCCAGACCCUACUCCACUGUUGUCCCUUACAAUCCCUUGUGAUCCUCAAAUUUAGAAAUAAGAAUAAGAAUAACCUUAAUUUAUCCCAGAAGGAAAAUUCAAUUGUCUGUAGUAUCAGUUGUCAUGUGUCAAAAGUCAUCAACUAUUUACAGAAGAGUUGUUAAGUCUGAUGGUUGAUGAUUAGGCCAUCCAUUACCGUUAAUGAAACUGCUAAACUCCAUAUUGACCAUCUACUUCACUGGUUUAAUGCUGUUUUUGACCUUUUACUGUAGAUCUUUACCUGCUCGACCUCCCAUAUUUCCCGGAUUCAAAAUCUAAUGAAGCCAAAAAAAAAAAACCUGUAUUUUAAAUUGAGCUAAUAUUUUGCAUUACCCAUGGAAACUGUAAAGUAUCAUGUGUUUUUAAGCCCCCCUGGUACUCCUACUGGGAGGUAUAUGUGUGAACAAAGUGUGAAAUCCAAUCUGUUGGACCAAGUCAAUGUAAGCAUUAUUGACCAAUGUGCCCGCAGAAGUACAGCCUGAGGGUUUUGUAAUGCAUUUAGUGAUGGCCUAUAUUUUAUUUAAUGCAUUUUAAUCAUUAAGCCGUAAGAGUUACUGUAACUAAAGCUCAACAAGGAUUAACAGGAUAACAGUGACUACAGAUCACAGCAGUAGCAGAUGUGUUUAGAGUAAAUAAGCAGGAACAAACAAGAGGCAUACAUUAUUCAGGAGGAUUCUACCUGGCUGACUGAUACACAGCGCUGUGUUAAACAAAGCCUGCAGCUACAACAGUCAACAGUAAAUAAUUAAAGACCUUAUCAGGUAACUUACUGUGUACAAGAUUGCUGAGGAAGCUGUUGGUCCCAGUGAGGAAAUAGUACAAGUUGUGCAAUUUAGUUGAAGGAUUUCAAUUAAAAUGCAUGAAAAAUAGUAGACUAUAGGUAAUAAUGCAUGGUUGUGCUGCAUUAAAUAAGGUUGGUUUUGAACAUCUUACAGGCUAUGUGUGCAGUAUGCAUGAUGAAAGCCUCAACUCUUAGACCACAUGCUUAUUAGAACAAAGUGUGUAGCAUUAUUUAUCAUGGUUAAGCCUCAUUAAAACAUGAAUUUAUCAAUCAUCUUUAAUUACCAGUAACAUAAGCCACCCCAUGGUCUCAAAACCGUAUCUAUCAUUCUCAUCAACUUUCUUUUUAUUAUCAGAAUCACAAUUAGAAUACUUUCUUUUAUCCAGGGAGGAAUUAGGUCAUUACAAUACACUUACUCCUGACAAUGCAACUGUUAAAAUAUAACAUAUAGGGAAAUAUAAGUAUGAAUGAAGUUAGGAUAAAUAAGAAAUUAUACUAGGUAGUACAAGUGCAAGAUAUUAGAAAAAAAGAAAUUGAUUACAAGGCUACGUGCAAGCAGGCUUUACACUGACAUUUUCCAGCGGUAUCCAGCUCCACUGUACUCACAGUGUGUAAAGCUCCUUUCACAGAGAAUGUGUGUAAGCAGGCAGACAAUAAGCAGCGCAGGGCAGCCAGAACCAAAGUGUGUCAGUGAGAGGAGACAGACAGAGGGGAAUGAAUGAUUCAUUUACACGCAGCCACUGGCCCGUGUGUGUCUGAACAUUAACACGAAGUACAGAGAAAAAGCACUGCCUCCUACCAGCUUGACGUGACUGAGUUUAAAGUGACGGACUCGUCUGUAAAAAACAGAAAUAGAGAGAUUCUAAUCUCUGUAUAUUUCUGUUCCUUUCUUUUUCUACCUUUUUUUCCACUAAUACCAAUUAUGAAAACCUCUAGAUGCAAAAAACUGCAUUUAUAUGAAAGAAGAAACUAACAACAAAAGGUCUUAAUGAACACUGAAUGUCACCUUAUGCCGAUGAUAUCCUGCUUUAUAUCUGAAAGCCUUAAAAUGUUUGGCUACAUGUGUGAAAUUCAAGCUUGAUCCCAGUACUGGUCUUUUAAAAAAAAGUCUAAAAUGAUAAAUAAAAUUAUGAAAUAUGCAUCUGAUGCUGGGUGGAAUGUUCUGAUAUGCCUUUUUGUACAUUUGAGUUUUGUUAAUCUCCAAUUGUAGACUGGGUAAAAGUGUAAAAUCUGUAGGUAUGGCACUGAAUUUUUGGUGUUUUAAGUGCUCUGGUUUUUUUGUUUUAGUGCAUGUAGGAUCAUCCACUAGCAUUUCAGCGAGUGUUGGCAUUAUGAAUGAAAAAAGAUUCUGUUGCCGUAGCCUCACAAAUGCUUUUGUAACAUCCAUUAGGCAUGUAUUGAAUUUUUUUUUACCACAUCUUUUUGCUAGUGGAGCUAAUUCUCCACCAUCCUACACAUUUCUAAACACCAACUCCAGCCUCACUUAUAUAGCUGCAAAUUGUACUUAAGUCUUGGUCUGGGGUCCUUGAUCGCUCACUACUGGCCCCAAAAAGUUGGUCAGUGUCAGUAAAAGCUAUGUUACUGCCAGAAGAUAGCAGACAGGUUUAGAGAUGGAAAUUUUUGUAAAAUAAGAUAAGCCAUGUCAUUGUCUAAUAGUGUACUGUCACUGAUUUAAAAAAAAAGAUCACAUUUUUUGUCAAGAUGGUGAAUUUUAUGUCAUUUUAUAUCAAACUUGUCUAUUUUUUUGCAUAUCUCAUAUCAUUUAGACCAGUUCUGAUCCAGCUUCAAGACCAAUUGUCAAGCCUCUUAUGACUUUCAUGACCAAAGUAUGAGUCACAUAAUGGCAGGUGACAACAAGCAUCAAGUUGUGUCAUUGUCACCCUCUGUGUUGCAGUGUUAAGAGAAUAUCUCACUCCUGUGGAUGCUCUGCAUCAACUGAAAUGCGUCCUCUAAAAUAAAGGCGCUGAAGAUUUGUUUGAAAAUAACUUUGACAUUCAGAUAGGGGUUGCUCUGGCUCAGAACCUACAGGCUUGUAACUGAUUUGAUCACCUUGCUGUUGCCGUCAGAUACCUGCUACGUGCUGUCAUUCGCUAUCAUCAUGCUGAACACCAGCCUACACAACCCCAACGUCAGAGACAAACCCCCUGUGGAGCGCUUCAUCUCCAUGAACAGAGGCAUCAAUGAAGGAGGAGAUCUGCCAGAGGAGCUUCUCAGGGUGAGAAUAUCCCUUUAAUGAGUGAGUGUGUGUGUGUGUGGUGAUAGAUCUCUGUGACCGCUGCAACACCCACUUCAUGAAAAACCAAUGCAUUUCCUUCACGGCUUCAUUUUUGAUGAACAGCCCUCUCCUCUCGUCCACAGAAUCUUUAUGACAGCAUCAAAAACGAGCCAUUCAAAAUCCCAGAGGAUGAUGGGAAUGAUUUGACGCACACAUUCUUCAACCCUGACAGAGAAGGCUGGCUCCUAAAGCUUGGUAUGUGCAUUCACAAUGACAGACUCAUACAUCUCUAUAUUUGUUCAGCAGCGCCUUAACAUCAGUUUGAGUUAUGUCCUUUCUCUCCAUGGUAUUAUGUGUUGUUUUAAUGUGUAUAUGUUGGCUAUAAGAUGACUGUGUAAGGACAGGACAGCUCUUGGGCAAAAAUGAUAAUUGGGAAAUUUCACUUUUGAACCUUUGUAUAUAAAUUGCUUCAUAAGAUAUUCGUGGUAGGUCCUGGAACAAAACUGAGUCAACACUUAAGCACAUAGUAAGCAUAUCAGUGUUCGCUUUUAGCUCGAUGCAUCACCGUCCCCAGUAAAACCUCAAAAAGCUGAUAGUGUAGCUGUCGACUUUGAGCUUGUUUGAAGUUAUCAGUUUUCUGCGCCAGGAGUCGAUGUUAACAUCAUACUUGAGCACUUACACAGAUAGCUAUGUUACAAGGGUGAAUUAACCUGCUUUUUCCUUGAACUGUUGUCAGCAAACUCACUUAGCUCUUAGGCCAUUGAUUUACUCUAUUUACACAACAGUCUUUUUGCCCCAAAGCUGUCCAUUUUCAUGGUGCUAUAAAUGCUAUAACAUCUGUAUCUCCUAUCUCUUCGUGUUGUUUCAUCUUCUCUUGUUUUGUCUGUCUCUUCUUCUUUCUGAUUUUACUCAAAGCAUGCUGCUUUUGUGAUGACACUUUCACCUAUAUCCCUCUGGCAUGGGGAAUUUUGUGCUCUUUGUGUCUGUUUAUGGAAAUCGUUCUGUGUUUUUUUGUCGUCACUGCCUCUCUAACUUUCACCCUUUCAACUUUCAUCUUGUUCUGUGAUGGCUGUUCCUCCUUAAAUCUCUGUGUUAGGAGGUAGGUAACACUCCUUCCUAUCCUCCUGAUCAGCUCAUAACAGAGUCCCUCAUACUGGCAUUGGCUGCCAUUUCCUCCUGAGCACACUGGGCCCCUGAACAUGCUAGCCACCUCAUUUAAUAAGCUUGUUGAGAAAAACAGGAACGUCACUGUAAAGUGGUGGGUUAUCUUUUUGUAAAGACAGGCAGGUUGGAGGUUGGUGGUCUCUUAUAUUUCGUAUAGGGAUUGGCUAGUUUCCUUUUGUUUCUUUGAAGUAGCUGGAUGACGCCCAGGGCUUGUCUCAGUUGGUGACAGGCCACUAAUUUUCGAAUGAGUAACUUUUGUCCUAAUCAGAUCAUGAUACCACAUGCAACAACUAAUAUUUCUACUGCUGGAAAUAAAAAAAACACCACGUGGGAACCAAAGUAACUAGGAUAAGGUUAAAUUUAAGUUUUUAAGAAGCAUAAUUUGGAAGUGAAAACACAGAUCAGACUCAAUGUUAUCCUCUAUUUACUAUAUAUUUAUUCUAGAAACUCAUUUGAUAUGUAAAUCCUUAAAGGUAUAAUGACAUUUUUUAUAUGUUAAUGCCCAAAGAAGAAGCCAGACAAUAGAUCGCGAUCAAUCUUACUUAUAUCAGAAUGUCAAGCUGCUAUUUUACCUAGCUUAGCAAGGUUACUGGAACAGUGGAAAAAAUGUCUAACUAGAUUUAAGGCUACAAAACCUGCCUGAAAAAACCUGCUCAGCUUACUUAUCUCCAUGAUAUUUGGUCUUUGUGCUAUGCUAAGCUAACAAAACCACCAGCUAAAAUGUUAGCAUAAUUUUUGGCAUACAGACAUAAUAGUGUAAGGUAUCAAUCUUCUCAGCAAACCCUGAGCAAGAUGUUUAAAAGCAUAUUUCCACAAGAUAAUGUGUACGCAUGUCAAGGUUGUUAAAAACAGACACAAAUGAACUUGAAAGCAAGCGAGCUAGCAUUCAUUGUAGCACCAAGGAGGGAGUCGAAGAGGUCAUCUCUCCUACGCUGAGCACGCCCUGCUCCUCAUACAGCUUCUGUUAAAAUAUCUUAUUCAGAUCACUGUCCGAUGCUUUAGUGAAUGGGCUGCAUGAAUGCACACUGCAGGGAUGCAUACUUAACCCCUGUGUCACUGGACAUUUGGUUAAACUAAGGAGACCCUUGCCCAUUUGAACUUUUGUCCUGCAUUCCUCUGCUACAGGUCUUAGUAUCAAACACUGCUGCCUGCUCCUCUCCCCUCACAGAAACAGCUUACUCUUUUUUUUCUAUUGCUUUCGAUCCCACCAGCUGCAUUUCCCAGAUCAUUUAUCUCAUUAGUGAAUUCCACACUAAUUUCAGCUCCAUCAGCAGAGUCAGCGCUUAAUGAGAGAAGAUUUCCUUUUAGUUUGAAUGAAGCACUCGGCUGGCUUUUCAGAUUGUUCACUAUGACAUAUUGCAGCACUGCUUAUAAAGCUCCAUAAGCUCUCAUUAAACCAUACUAUUAGCCAGGGGUGAGCCUGCUGCUAUGCCUGAAUCCCUCAUCAUCCAGUUUGAACAGCAUGCCAUGCCAUAUUAUUUAGGAUGAUGAGAUAAAUUAUUAAUAGGCUUGCUGUCUAAAAAAGUGACGAACAGAGAUUGUAUCUAUGUUGGUACAGUUUUAUUUUGUAGGGUAAAGUAAAAUACACAAGGAUGGAGGCUUUUUCUCUGCGAAACAUGCACACAAAGUGGAUGCAGGGAUGUCCAAAGUCAGAGGACUUUAACUGGACUUGUCAAGCAUCUAAUUCUGUUAAGUGUCUAGCGUAUACUUACUAUCGUACCAUCAGAUCAAUACUCUUCUUAGAAAAAUGAACGGUCAGUUUGCAGUAUAUCAGCUGCUCUGCAUUUAAGGACCCCAAAUUCAUCCAACAAAUAACCUUUUGACUAAAUUACACCCAUGGGAAGCAUUUUUAUCCUUUAUUCAAUAAUACUGAGUGACUAGAAAAUACGCGUUUUUAAACAUAAGAGCAGUAGGUCCUGCAGCAGCAGAAGUCAGGUUUUAAAGAUGAAAUUAGAGACCUGAAUAAACCUUAUAUCUUGAAUCUACCUGAAAACUGAGGACUGUAUUCUGCCAUGCAUAAAGCGUUUUACUUGAGUAACCUAAAGUGUAUACAUCUGGAAGUAAACACCGCUCAUAUAUAAUGUAGUUGUCGCGUUUUACUCUAGUAUUCAGUAUAGAACAAAAUCUGGGUCAAGUGAACAUUACAUAUUGAUUACAUCAGUAACGGCUGCGUGGGGCUCAAUCUGUGGAGUCAGCAAACUUGUUCUUAUAGUGCACAUGCUGCAGACAAAACACUGACAUCAGCCAUAAUAUGUUUUUGUUUGAUAAUGAAGGUAAAUCUGUCAUUGCAUCACUGACAGAAAAUCCAAUAAUCCCAAUAAUCUACCUUCAUCUGAUGAUGGUGGCAGACGGAGAGAUUGAGUCUGAGAUAAUAUUAUGUUAUUUCUGAAUCGAGAUGCUUAUCUGUUUCCACUCCUGCUUUAGUUUCAAAGGGUUUGUACAUUUUUGGGAACAGUCCACCCCUCUUCCCUCGCCUUGCUUGCAGAGCCCCCAGGCCCCCGAUCUCCUGAGGGUGGGAGGGGGUGCUGGAGGGAGAUUUGAGCCUAAUAAUGCAAAGCGCUGAUGAUCAGAACCAGAUGUGGCACGUGGAGUGAGGUCUACAGUAGGUUAGCCUCUACAUGUUCCCCCUCCCCAAUUUGAACUCAAAUGUUGUGUGUUUCCUCUCUUUUGCAGGGGGCAGGGUGAAGACGUGGAAGAGACGGUGGUUCAUUCUGACCGACAACUGCCUCUAUUACUUUGAAUACACGACAGUAAGUUAUCCCACCAGUGUGUGCUUUUUGGUGUCUGAGACAUUUGCAUCAUCUGGCUUCAAAUGCUAUUUUGACGCUAAAUAUGGGUAUAUUUGGGUAUAUACAGUAUAUAUACUGUAUAUAUGUAUAUAUAUAUAUGGGUAGCACAGCUGAAAAGAGAUGGGUAAUGUGGGGAGUAGAGAGUGGGGUAGACAUGCAGCAAAUAGUGGAGGUGGGAAUGAUCCCAAAAUAUGCGUAUCUCAGUUAGCCAUCAUCAGAAUCAAGGAGCUGCAUGUAAUUAUUAGCGCCCAGCAAUUAAUUAUUAAGUGAUUAAAGUGAAUAUGUUCCAAAUGAAUAUUUAUUUUAUAAGGUGUCAAACUUUAUUUUCAUUAUUAGGUUUAAAAUAAGAUGCUAUCUAGCAACUAUGCUUGUUAACAUCCAGGUAGCACAGCAUUAUGGCAGCAGAACCAGAGCCACAGCUUGGCCAAGCUUGGCAUCAUUAGAGCUUAGACACAUUAUAUGACUGUAAUUUAGGGCCAACAAUAAAAAUAAAGAUAAUAAUAAUCACUUUGACCAAGCAGCAAGUCUGAUGAGAAAUAGCAUCUCAUAAGUUUUGGCUUAAGAUUGUUAAGCAUGUUUUUAAAAUAUCAGUACUUCUGUUAGAAUAUCAAGUAAUUAAUUUUCAAAAUAUGUGUCCUAUUUGUUUUAAAGUUUAGUUAAGUAGUUGAAAAGGGUAUAAAUAAAAGAUGUAAGUGGCUAGAGUACCACAGGUUUAACAGUGAGGUGGAGGCAUGGAAACUUAAAAGAAUAUAUGUGAUCUACGCCCCUUUUACAUGCUAUUACACACGCAUGCAUGCACACAUGCACACAAAUGCACACGUAAAUUUAAAGACAGAGUCUGGGGUCGUUGCCCUGCAGCUCUACCUCUUUAACAGAUGCCUCCCCUCUGACCUAAAUGAACCUCACUCAAGCAAUUACCAUAAGGCAUCAUGGGAAACAUCUGCAAAAUCUACAACACACAUCUGGCUCUGCUAAGCCACAAGCCAGGCGCACCCCCAACCCCACUGCCUGUCACCCCAGACUUCACCCCAGAACCCCCCUCCAAAAAAUCCCUACUCACAUGCAUUCACCAAUCCCUCAGCACACACACACACGCACACACACACACACACACUCAUAAAAGACCCGCAAACAGCCAGCUGUGAGCAGCUGUCCCAGGGCAUUUCCUCCCCCCGCUGUGCCCCCUCAUUAGUAAGAAGAUGACAAGCAGGACAGGGGGCUGUUCCUCAAGGACCCCCCCCCCAAACAUAUACACACACCCACCCUUCACAUCUGGCCCCGCAGACUCACAGCAGUCGCUGGAGGGUGGAGGAUGGAGAGGGCAGGGUUACGUCUCCCUCGGGUGCUGUCCUCUACGUGACCAGGAUGAAUAAAAAGUCUCUAGUGGGCUUUUAUCACCCUCAGAUUUUUGUUGUGACGGUGUUAGGCUUCAGCUAAAGCUCAUAGAUAACGCUUUUAAAAGCUCAGAUUUGCUUCAGUGGUGCUUCAUUUAGCUUUUAAAACAACUAUCCCGACAUUUUAAAUUACUUUCUGAUUAAAAAAUGGCAAAAAAUAACAAUUUAAAUCAGCUUAGAUAGUUAUGAAGCUGAAAAGGGGAAUGUCAUUUUACACAAAUCAAACAUGCAUAGUUUGCCAUAAAAUCAGUCUUUACAGCAAAUUAAAAUGUUAUUCUGCUUCCUUUGUAUCUGCAUUGACUCAUAUUUUGAUUUUCUAAAAAACAAGAUGAAUGUUUGAUUGUGCUCGCAUAAUAUGAGGCAGAACUUUGACACAACAGAGCUAAAUGCUAAAAUGCCAAAUUCCAAAAUUAAAAUCACACUGUGCUGUAAGAUACAGGUUACUCUAAUUGCAUGGUACUUUUGUCAGACAACUUGAGGGUUAUGAAGAUAAUUAUUGAUGAACUGAAAGAAAACUCUAAGCUGAGCUUCCCCUUCGUGUACUUGAGUAGUUUUUUUUUUAAACUCACCUUACUGUCUUUUACCAGUCAGAAGAGUUAUUUAUCGAUCUGAUCUCGAUCUGAUGCUCAGUUAUUUAAAUUGAAAGUUCUCACAGAAAUCUUUUUUGUUUUGUUGUUGUUUCAUUUUUUACUUAAAGAAUUGUGUCGUUUUUUUUCCUGUCUUUAAAUUUUUUUUUACAUCUGUACAUUUUUUAACUGAAAAUUGCAUUUUUAAUUUUGGAAAAGAUUAUAAAACAGCUAGAGACUUGGUGUUUCAAAAGGCUGUUCAUCAUCUCUUUAGAUGAUCAUUUUAACAGUGAGUAAGUUUGGUCAAACAUGCAUCAGUUCAUUCUGAGCUCCUGCAAGGAACUUUUUAUUGGGGUCAACUUUGAUGCUUGUUACCAACAACAUAUAUUUUUAAUCCAAUUAUGUGUGAUUAUCAUACUUUUUUAUCCUGCUUUCUUUUAGUAUUUCAUUCAGUAUAGUUCACUGGUAAACUGUGAGUAUGAUGUUCCUGCUGUUGGUCUUGUCUGCUUAUGUAAGUGGAGACAUGUAACAGUAUCAGUUUCAGUCUGUUUCAUAACCUCUUCAAAACUCUCGAGUUACAACAAAGAAACAUUCAGAAAAAUCUUCUUUUUGUCCUGAUGUUGAUGCUAAUAGUCAUUUUUAUAUGUGUGUGUUUCAAGGAUAAAGAGCCUCGUGGGAUUAUUCCUCUGGAAAACCUCAGUAUCAGAGAGGUUGACGAGCCCAGGAAACCUGUAAGAAGCAACUUUAGACUCUUCUUAUCCAUCUGAAUCACACAGAGAACUGAAUCUGAGUAUAAACAGACCUACAUCUUCUAUUUUUACCCAUUUUUGGUCCAAUGUGUUCCCAGAAUUGCUUUGAACUCUACAACCCCAACCACAAAGGCCAGGUAAUCAAGGCCUGUAAGACAGAGGCGGAUGGCCGGGUCGUCGAGGGCAACCACGUUGUAUACAGGAUAUCAGCCCCAACGCCAGAGGAGAAGGAGGAGUGGAUCAAAUCUAUCAAGUAAGAGAGCGCGCACACGUGUGUUAGCAUGCUAGAGCGAUCCACUUACACUGAGGAGGCACUUAGCCAUCACCAGGCUGCUCCCAUGUGGGGCUUUCUCAUGUUUGACCUUCACUUAGAAACCCUGACACACACACACACACACACACACACACACACACACACACACACACACACACACACACACACACACACACACACACACACACACACACUCAUGUUCAUUCUGACACACUGAACUGCAAGGUUAAAGACAAACACACAGCCGGAUGUCUAAAUGUGAGUCUGUUUCUCACACUUCCACUCAGAUAACACUCAGAGGUGAUUUCUACUCGGCGGGAAAACUCACUUCCUUCGAAUUUGCAAAGAAAAACACUCACUUGCAUGUAUAAACACACUUUCUCACACACACACACUCUGGCAGCAUUUACUUCUGAUUUGUCUUUACCAAAUGUUGCUUUGUUAACCAGGCAGCAGAGUGAAGGUUGAGCAGUAAAUUGGACCUGCUGAGUGAUUGAUUAGUCGGCUGGUUAUCAUCAUCUCAGCUACAGCUUCGCCUCCAAAUAUGAUCAAUAUCACAGCUAAAAUCAUAUUACACAAUGCUUUCACUGCUCUAAUGGUAUUACUAAACCACUUAGCAUUGACAUACAUGUGUGCAUCCAUUAAACCUAGAGAUGUUUGGAAGGGUAAGUUACGGGAAAUCUUGGUGUACAGUUAAAGUGACUGGAGAGGUCAAGAGGGGGUCAUUUUCUCCGGCUAAUUGGCCAUGAGAUGACAGGCUUUCUGUGUAGCACGUUCACACGUCUGCUGCAGCUCUCGCAGUGUUUUUAGAGCAAAAAUGAAAGUGUGAUUCAGGAGUGUUUUAGUCCAGUUGCUCAUCUCUUCCUGUCACUGUAGGUUUAAAAAAAAAGGCCACAGAUUGGACUCAGCAGGACAGAGCUGAUCACACUCUUACUUGACUCAGCUGCCAAAGGCGGCAGACUGUCCCGUGGUCAGCAGGUUUACACUCACACACACACACACACACACAGAACCCACACUGUUCCACCUGACUCAUCUGUGGAGCUAGAAACUGCUCUUUUUGUGACUCCUGUACACACACUUGUACACACAGAUGCGUAACAGUAGUGCUCUCAGCGUGUACACUGUUCCUCUGCCGGGAAAGCAGCAGGUUACUCAGAGAUAUUCCCAUCAGUGGUGUGUGUGUUUGUUUGAGGACACUUCAAGGUGUGAAGUUUUGAUUUCCCUGCAGGGAGAGAUUAAAGGGCUGUGAAGCUACUGCAACACGCCUUAAAGCAGCUUCAUACCAGAGUAUCAGUCACUGCGUAUUGUGCGAGGCCUCACUUGUAAUAAUGAUUAUUAGACACUCAACUCUUCAGCCUUUAAACACAGUAAAGUUACGGUUUCUCUGCUUCUGUCUGAUGCUUUCAAAAUAUUCAGUGGUUCACACUUACGACCCAAACAGGGUAACUCUAGACCUCAAGAGGAAGCUGAUCAUUGCAAAAAAAAACACUUAGAGUUAGUAUCUGACCAUUGAACACAGAGAAACAUUUAGCGGCUUAAAAGCAAAGGCAGUAUGAGGCAUAAAUGUAGUUUUCAUGCUUCACCUUUUAGUUUCUGAAGAGACAUUUUGAAGCCAAAUAAUGGCAUACAACAUGUUGGAAAUGCUGACUCAACAAAACAUUAAUCUGUAAGCACAUAGAUAAGAUAAAAAGAACUUCAUGAGUCCCCGAAGGGAAAUUCAAAAGGAAGAGGUGAACUUGAGUCGGUCACUUAUUCUGCAGUUUUAUGUUUAACCCUUACUCUUUAUAUCAUCCUAAGGUAUAUCAUAUAAAAAUGCUGAUCCUGUGCUGAGUAUAUGAAUAAAUGAGCCAACACUCAUUGUAUUUGACUGUAAACAUGUUUCAUUUUGCUGUAAAAAUGGGCAUCUUAACUUAAAACCUAAAGAGGAUUUCUUGGCUUUUCAGCGAGCCUGAAGCAGACACUUGAAGAACUAUAGUUUUUGAACUCCUGCACUGGCUUUGUCUUUCUAUAGCAGAGUUUGCAGAAUGAUAAAACAGACAUGAUUUUUUUUUUGAGUUUUUGGAGACCAAAAAACAAAAUCUAAAAGAAGAGUGAAAACUCAACUUUUGUUGAUCAGAUAUCUUGAAAUGAGAUUCUAAUGGGCGCUAAUAUUGUGCCUUUUUUUGCUGCAGUUGUUUCAGCAUUUUACCUCAAUGGUUGAUGAUAUAAUGUUCACUUUAUGAAAUCUACUCUUCAGUUCUUUUCAGUUCAAUGAAAAAACUUUAUAUGUCCUCCAGAUCAGUGGUUCUCUAGUCCAGUCCUCGAGGCCCACUGUCCUGCAUGUUUUGGAUGUUUCCCUGCUCCAACACACCUGAUUCAAAUGAUCAGCUCGUUAUCAAACUCUGUAAUGUCUUAAUAACGAGCUGAUCAUUUGAAUCAGGUGUGGGACUGAUUGAACCACUGCUCUAGAGGCAAUCAAAGCCAUAAAAAGGAAGCAAUGGAGAAGGUGCAUCAAAACAGUAGUACAGCAGCUGCUAAAUACAUAAAUAAUGUGUUAAGUUGAUACCAGAUGAAUUUCUUGCUGGUCUGAGCAGCAGUCAGCUGUAUUCAAAGUGAAGUAUGAAAUUAAAAUGCUUAAUUCUGAUCAGGUGGUCUGAUUGGAUAAGAGGCCCCCACAAAAGUGUGGAUACAGAGGUACAACCUAAAGCUGACACACCAGAGUCACAAAGACUGCUAAAUACAUGUAGGACCCUUAUUCCACUGGUUGAUAAUGAAUUAGUUGGCCUGUAGAAGCUGUAAAAAAAUGGGUUACUUGGUAAUAAUCGAGUUUGAAUCAAGCUCUGAGACUAGAUCUGUUUGUGGAGGAAAAUGAAUAAUUAAAUAAACAAAGAAAGGAUUUGUUGCUUCUUCAUUUGUGAGUUAAAGUUUGUGAUCUUUUUGUAAGACUGUUGAACAUAAGCAAUAUCAUGUUGUUCUGUUUAGCCUUUAAAACUGAACUGCAGCAGUGCUGAUAUUCACAAUCACAUCACUCUCUCUUAUAUCCUGCUGCUUGAAUGGUGUUUUAUUGUUGAAAAGAAAGUAAAGAGUUCAGGAGUAAACCCACACAUUUAUGGUGCAUUAGUAAUUUCUUCUUUAUUCAUUUUGACAGCUAUCUCUUUCUGCAGACAGCUUUUAUUGAGUAGUUCAAGAGUUUUGAUCCGCGACGUGAUGCGUUUUGUAGUUUUUCUCCCUCUGUUGCAAAUCUAAAUAAUGAAUUGUUUAGUGAAGAUCUUCACAGCUCAGUGAGUGAAGUCUGACUGACAACCAGACGUCUGCAGAGGUGUAACAAAUGACUGUAAAUGUCAGGUUUUGGUGUAAAAAACUAAAUCAAAGCAAACGGGAUUCAGUCUGGAUCUCCCAGAACACACUGAAGGCACACGGCAUGAUGCAUUUUUGGUGAGAUGACUGAUGGAGACAAGACAGAUUAAGGUCAAGUUAAGAGGACAAGAAAUACAUGAAACUCGUGCCAAAACAAACCAGAAAUGAAGAUGUUUGUGCUGUUUCUCUACUUCGACCUUUAAUGGAAACUUUUUUUGUUCAGAAAAGUGGAAAAAUCUCUGAUCCUGUCAUUUGUGUCCUGUUUCCACAGAGCAAGCAUCAGCAGGGAUCCUUUUUACGACAUGCUGGCCACCAGAAAAAGAAGAAUAGCCAACAAGAAAUGAUGACUGUCCACCUGAAAUGACACCUUCAUCUCGUUCCAGAGUCCUCCUGUGUGUGUUAGUGUGUGUAUUUGUGUGCGACAGGAGCCAUGAAGACCUCCUGUUGUAUAUUCAGGGCUGGAGGGCGAGAAAUGGACAGAGGUGGGAGUUUUUCAGACUGAAAUGGAUUUUCUGCACCUCAGUUCUUGGAGGAUAUGGACAUGACGGUUUUAUUAAACGGGCAUGGACUUUUGGAGGGACGAAAAAUAUUACAAAACUGGAAGAAAACCCAAGGAAAAGGGACUGGAGUCAAAGGGGAACGCUUUGCAAAACGUGGCUUUGACAAGAUUGCCCUCUGCUGGGCGUAUGAGGAGGUUUACCGUCUCCUCACACGUCCUUUGGAAACUGCCAACACCAACAGUAGUAGUAUCCUGUUGCUACGAAAAAGCCUCAAGCUCCUAAAUCAGCUGGUCUGAUUGUUAGUCAUCAAGUGACUGUGUCUGUAUAUGCAAACACUCUGGUUUACUCAAAGAAACAUGAAAUUUAAGCUCAUAUACUUUUUCAUUUAAAGUACGUUUCCAUGUUACCUCUAAAGACAAAGAAAUUCAUGCAGGACAGAAAAAAAAACAUAAUUUUGAGUGGAAUGACCCUUUAAGUGGCCGCAGUUUCAGUCCGUCACCAUAUGUAUUGAAGAUCCUACUUUGUGAUCAUCUCUUUUGUAUUUAUUUCUAAAAUUUUGUUAAAAGGCACCCCAUUUUACAUUUUGCAUGUAUAGUAGUAAGUAUAUGAUGUACAUACAGUUUUUUCUUUGUUGUGUUCAUGUAGCAUGUCAAUCAUAACGGCUGUAGACUCACCUGUUCACCGUUUUUGUUCAUAACCGUUUACAAGAGUGGAAGUGAUGUGCAGCAGUGAAACCUCCUCACGCUGUCAUCACACCAGAUCAGAUAAAAACAUGAUGUUAUAUGAAGUUGUGAAGGAGGGAGUACAGGAAACAAGCGGGUUCAAUUUCCUUUUGAAUACUGUGCAAACGCUGACUGGAAUAUGAAGACUGUUUCCCCCCCCGACAGAUCAAACCAAACAAACAGCAGCCUAAUUUUUCGCUAAUAGAUGUAGUUCUGAGAUUUAAAGAGAGAUUAAUCCUAAUCUGGGAAAAUUUGGACUGGAUACUUCGAUGCUGAAGAAUUUGAAUAAAAAUACAUGCUGAUUAGAAAACAA
Messenger RNA from Xyrichtys novacula (pearly razorfish), 36403 nucleotides. The record is from the annotation of a GenBank genome assembly. Lineage: Eukaryota; Metazoa; Chordata; Actinopteri; Labriformes; Labridae.